This is a messenger RNA of Perkinsus marinus ATCC 50983, 412 nucleotides long. RefSeq lists its product as hypothetical. Lineage: Eukaryota; Perkinsozoa; Perkinsida; Perkinsidae. The record is from RefSeq and is a predicted model, not a curated record. The transcript has a single exon. The annotation marks the transcript as partial.
AUGUCAACUGGUGAAGUCUCUGUGGUUGCGAUCGAUGACCCUUUCCUUAUGAAGUUCCCAGGGUGGGUCCGGGAGAAGUCCGACGAUGGCGAAUAUGCCCGCUGUCCUAAAUGUGGGAGACUCAUUAAGAUAAGUAAGAAGUCUUCCAGUGGUGUCAAGUAUCACCAAAAGUCUUGCGGGAAAAGGAAGCGCAGCGAUCCUAGCAAAACUGGGAACAAGGAGAAUCAAGCAGAGUGCAGAGAGGCGCUAUAUCAGUUUGUGGCCCACUCUGGCGUCCCGCUCUGCACCGUUGAGAAUGAAUACUUCAAACGCCUACUACGGUGCUUGAAUCCACAUUUCGAGGCUCCUAGCCGCCGAGAUCUAGUUCGUCAAUUGCGAGACAGAGUCGCCAAUCACGUGGAGAUGGUGCAAA